This is a messenger RNA of Hyla sarda, 2190 nucleotides long. RefSeq names its product oocyte zinc finger protein XlCOF22-like. Bases 139 to 1758 code for a protein of 539 amino acids. The transcript is spliced from 6 exons. Gene Ontology annotation, cellular component: nucleus. The record is from RefSeq and is a predicted model, not a curated record. Lineage: Eukaryota; Metazoa; Chordata; Amphibia; Anura; Hylidae.
AUUGUGACAUCAUCACAGGUCCUAUACCUCCAGCAUCCAGCAGAUACAGAGCAGGUCCUCACUGCUGUUGUGUUGUGAGGAGAUCUCUGCUCCUAGGACUGUAUAGAAGGACACAAGGACCUGUACCAGAACAUAGUCAUGAUGGAGGAUCACCGGCCCCUCACAUCACAAGAUGGAGUCAUUGAUAGAAAUCCACCCGAGAGGUGUCCCCGCCCUCUGUAUUCCCAGGACUGUCCAGAGGGAAAUGUCCCAGAGAAGCAUCAGGGGGAAAACCUGAUGGAUAUUAAGGUUGAAAUUAUAGAUGAAGAAGAAGAGGAGACGGAUUUGGGGGCCGAUCAGCAGUAUGGAGUCAUUGAUAGAAAUCCACCCGAGAGGUGUCCCCGUCCUCUGUAUUCCCAGGACUGUCCAGAGGGAAAUGUCCCAGAGAAGCAUCAGGAUGAUUACCUGACUAUUAUUAAAGUGGAGGAUGAAGCAGAAGAAGAGAGGAUGAGGAGCAAUCACCUGUGUAUGAGGGAAGUGAAGGAGGAAAUUCCAGGAGGUGUUACCCCAGGAAAUCCCAGUAAGAAUUCUGAGGGAAACUUCAUGUUAUCCCUGAAUUAUAAAGGAGAAGAUGAAGAGAUCAUGGAGCGCUCCUCAGGAGAAGAUGGAGAGAUCAUGGAGCGUUCCUCAGAAGAAGAUGGAGAGAUCAUGGAGCGUUCCUCAGAAGAAGACCUUCUUACCUCUAAUGUCCAUCCAGAUCAAUCAUAUAAUAGUCUCCCUGAUCACGGGGAACCUUCUCCUGACCAACCACAUGUUACCUCAAGGACAGAUCAGAAAGUAGAUAAAAAGUUUCAAUGUGAUGAAUGCGGAAAACAGUUUACAGCAAGCUCAAGUCUUCUUACACACAGAAGAAUUCACACGGGAGAGAAACCUUAUUCUUGUUCAGAAUGUGGGAAAUGUUUUGCAAGUAAAUCAAAUCUUGUUACACAUGAAAGAAGUCACACAGGAGAAAAGCCAUAUUCAUGUUCAGAAUGUGGAAAAUGCUUUACAGGCAAAUCAAAUCUUGUUACACAUAAGAAAAUUCACUCAGGAGAGAAGCCGUAUUCAUGUUCAGAAUGUGGGAAAUAUUUUGCUAAGAAAUCAACUCUGGUUACACAUCAAAGAAUUCACACAGGAAAGAAACCGUUUUCAUGUUCAGAAUGUGGGAAAUGUUUUUUACAUAAAUCACAUCUUGUUACACAUGAGAGAACUCACAUAGGAGAGAAGCCAUAUUCAUGUUCAGAAUGCGGGAAAUGUUAUACAAACAAAAGAAAUCUUGCAACACACGAGAGAAGUCACACAGGAGAAAAGCCAUAUUCCUGUUCAGAGUGUGGCAAAUGUUUUAUUACUAAAAUUACGCUAAGGGAUCAUCAGAAAAUUCACACAGGAGAGAAGCCACAUUCCUGUUCAGAAUGUGGGAAAUGUUUCAUCACUAAAGAAAAACUGAAAAACCAUCAGAGAAGUCAUACAGGAGAAAAGCCAUAUUCGUGUUCAGAAUGUGGGAAGUGUUUCAUCAAUAAAGGCAAACUAAGGAAUCAUCAGAGAAUUCACACAGGAGAGAAGCCACAUUCCUGUUUAGAAUGUGGGAAAUGUUUCAUUACCAAAGACAAACUAAAGAACCAUCAGAGAAGUCACACGGGAGAGAAGCCAUAUUCAUGUUCGGAAUGUGGGAAAUGUUUCAUUACAAAAGAAAAACUAAGGAAUCAUCAGAGAAGUCACACAGGAGAGAAUACAUUUUGAUGUUUUGGUUGUAAAAAUAACAACAACUGUUGAAACUCAAAUGAAAACAAAAAACUUUGAAAUGUGAAAAAUGCUAAAAUAAAAAGGAAAAAAUAUAUUCUAAACAUAUAUGGUUCUUCAGACAUUACACAGACGAGAGGGUUUAAAGGCAUUGUCCAGCAAAAGAAACAACCUGAGUAUGGUUUUGAAAAUAAUAAUAAAGCUACUUACUAAUUAUAAUGUUAUUAGCAGUAGGGCAGGGAUCUCUCCAUAUCUGCUGACCUGUCUGGUGUGUAGCUGUGAUGUCCUCUCAGCUCCCUCGUCUGCAGAGGACCAGACCAUUGAUGUGCAGAGGUGGAGCUCAUAUUACUGCUUAUUAGACUGUUAGGCAGCAGGAAACCUAUGUCGGAUAAGGCAGCAGUGAGCCUGUUCUGAUGGAAACUACUGAGACUC